Vigna angularis (adzuki bean) is the source of this 1953-nucleotide messenger RNA. Its product is annotated as serine/threonine-protein kinase PBS1. Gene Ontology annotation, biological process: protein phosphorylation. The transcript has 5 exons. Gene Ontology annotation, molecular function: ATP binding; protein kinase activity. The record is from RefSeq and is a predicted model, not a curated record. Bases 295 to 1725 code for a protein of 476 amino acids. NCBI's taxonomy places the organism in Eukaryota, Viridiplantae, Streptophyta, Magnoliopsida, Fabales, Fabaceae.
GAUGAAUGAAAAAAUUAGUAAUGGAGCGUGGAAGGUGAUUGGGAAGAUUGGGUGUCUUGGGUUUCAUAAUUAGUGGAGUUUGGUGGACUUCACCAAAUUCUUUCACUACAAUCUGUUUGUUUGUAAAUAAAAUAAUAUUAAUAGAGAAUAGAAUAGAAACUCUAACCCUUACUGUUGCUAUGUGUUUUGAUUCCCUUGCAGUUGAUUGCGUUGAGUUGCAGUUGCAGGUGUAUUGUUAACUCUGAAUUUCACUGAGUGAUUGAUCAUUGAUUGGAAUUUGGGGAUAAACAUUAGAUGGGUUGCUUUUCCUGUUUCGAUUCGAGUUCAAGUUCGAGGGAGAAUCACAACCUCCGUUCUCACCACCACCCACAACCCAAUUCCAAUUCCAAUUCCAAUCCCAAUCCCAAUAUCAAUCUGUCUCUCCCUUCUCAGAUUUCCAAGUUGCCAUCUGGAGCAGACAAGUUACGGUCCAGAAGUAAUGGAGGUUCCAAAAGGGAAUUGCCUUCUUCCAACACCAAGGAAGGACACGGACCCGCCGUCCAAAUCGCUGCUCAAACUUUUACUUUCCGUGAACUUGCUGCUGCAACCAAAAACUUUAGGCCAGAAUCCUUUGUAGGGGAAGGUGGUUUUGGAAGGGUCUACAAAGGCAGGCUUGAAACCACUGGUCAGAUUGUUGCAGUCAAACAGUUAGACAAAAAUGGUCUACAGGGUAAUCGGGAAUUCCUUGUAGAGGUUCUCAUGCUCAGUCUUCUGCAUCACCCUAACCUUGUGAAUCUCAUUGGAUACUGUGCGGAUGGGGAACAACGCCUCCUUGUUUAUGAAUUUUUGCCUUUGGGAUCAUUGGAAGAUCACCUUCAUGAUGUUCCCCCUGAUAAGGAACCACUAGAUUGGAACACCAGAAUGAAAAUAGCUGCUGGUGCUGCAAAAGGAUUAGAAUACCUGCAUGACAAGGCAAAUCCUCCUGUCAUUUAUAGAGACUUCAAGUCGUCUAACAUAUUACUUGACGAAGCAUACCACCCUAAGCUUUCUGACUUUGGUCUUGCGAAGCUUGGUCCUGUUGGUGACAAAUCACACGUUUCUACCCGAGUCAUGGGAACUUAUGGUUACUGUGCUCCUGAGUAUGCUAUGACUGGACAGCUGACAGUGAAGUCUGAUGUAUAUAGCUUUGGGGUUGUCUUCUUAGAGCUUAUUACUGGCCGCAAAGCAAUCGACAGCACCCAGCCCCAUGGAGAACAGAAUCUUGUCACAUGGGCACGUCCACUUUUUAACGACCGCAGGAAGUUUUCAAAGUUAGCUGAUCCUAGGCUGCAGGGACGGUUUCCCAUGCGUGGUCUUUACCAGGCUCUAGCUGUUGCGUCAAUGUGCAUUCAAGAAUCAGCUGCCACACGCCCUCUGAUUGGAGAUGUGGUGACAGCCCUCUCUUAUCUGGCCAACCAGGGAUAUGACCCCAACAAUGCUGGCCAUGGUUAUAGAGGGUCUAGCGAUGACAAAAGGAACAGAGAUGAUAAAGGUGGAAGAAUACUUAAAAAUGAUGAAGCUGGGGGAUCUGGACGCAGAUGGGACUUGGAAGGAUCCGAGAAAGAUGACUCCCCACGAGAAACUGCUAGAAUGUUAAAUAGAGAUCUAGAUAGAGAACGUGCUGUGGCUGAAGCCAAGAUGUGGGGAGAGAACUUGAGACAAAAAAGACAACAAAGUUUGCAGGAGGGCAGUUAUGGUUCUACCUAAGCCAUAGUUUCCUAGCUCAGUCUUUUACAACUUGGGUUGCUUAAUUUUAUACUUUGAGGCUAUGGGGAACAUACCUGGGUAACUCGACCUGCCAAUUUCGGCCAAAAGAUUAGGUUCUAAUUUAUUCAGAAUCUGCCUAGUAGCCAAUACUUGCAAUAGCUGCAAUAUGUAUGAACCUCAUUACAAAAUCUUUUCUAACAUAACCUUUUGGCACUCUGUUUCCCCUAA